This is a messenger RNA of Guyanagaster necrorhizus, 787 nucleotides long. RefSeq lists its product as uncharacterized. The record is from RefSeq and is a predicted model, not a curated record. Bases 164 to 592 code for a protein of 142 amino acids. NCBI's taxonomy places the organism in Eukaryota, Fungi, Basidiomycota, Agaricomycetes, Agaricales, Physalacriaceae. The transcript has 3 exons.
CUUCAGACACAUGCUACGACCGCGAUAAUAUCAUCCUGAUUGCCAGAUUCCUUCAUGAAGUUCAAUCUUCAUCCCAUAAUCCUGUUGCAGUUUUAUGAAGAUGAACGUGUAAUCUACGUCGGUCGUGCAUAAUGAUAGUAGACGUGGUUCGACUCUCUGACAGAUGCAAGGUCAUACUGGAAGUCGUCUCACUACUAUCGAAACGUGUUCAAGCUGCGAAUCGCACAUUUUCUAUCUCGGCCAGGACUCAGGCGACUUCCCCGUAAUCGUGUUAUUGUCAUUCGUGAUGUGGUCUAUCUGUGAAGAACCUUGCUUUGAUUUUUCCAUUCUUUGUCAGCUCCUCCGUUUCACUGUCGACUGGAAUUUAUCGAACGAGCUGAGUUGUCUCGCGGGACCAGGUGACUGCUACUAUAUCGAUUUUAUUCUGAAUGCUUUCCCCUCGGAAGGAGGAGUCAAACUUAAAGCCGUCGUUUCGGGAACGGUGGGCCAGCGAGUUACAGAGAUGAAUAACUCAAACGACAUCUACAUCAGCCCGUGCAAGGAAGUGACCUCGCAUGAGUUCCUUGUGCACCUGGAAGAGUACUUCCUUUAGACUCUUGGGGAGACCAAGUUUGAGUGUCACGAUUCUUUAUUUUGAACUCUAUGUCAACAUGAUUCAUAGCAUUCGCGUGCAGGCGGGUCUGGGUAUCCGGGUCUUUUCCUCUCAAGCCUCAGCCCUUGAUUUGAUGGUGCAUGAUACGUAAACCGUGAGUGAUCGCUGACUCGAAGUGAGUCUCGUUGUAAUGAC